CAAAAAGCCUCGUUUGACAACUGCGAUGUUCUUUCACUGCUUUAUUAUAUAUCUGAAGCAACGAAAACAUUAAAUAUAAGAAUAUCUAUUGCGACCUCGAAGCUACAAGAACAGCGUACGCUUCAAAUUGUUCAUGCUCUUGUAGCACAAGACUUCGCCGGCUUCAGUACAAAUGGUGCAUGACCAUUGAAUCCCUAUGCAGAAAUUGUGUUGAUUCUUCAAUAGGUGCAAGCUUCGUUCAUAACAAAACGCAAGUGUUUCUAGUUAAACACAUCAGAAUGAAGGAAAGCAAAACCCUGUAUCUCCAAGUGAUAGAAUGGGUCUUGUUCAUUCUUACGACGAUCAAAUGCGGACUCAUUUUUCUGCUGAAUUGGUGCUGGUUUAAUAGGCAUAAACUUCCGCCUGGUGCGAAGCUUCCACCGAUGCCUCCAACGUCUUCCAUUUUCGGUCAUAAAGAGCUUAAACUUCACAACUUUCACUAUGUAAAGGCUCUGCAAUGGGCGAAAGAGUACGGGCCUGUAUUCAGACUAAGAAGUUACUUUCGAAGUAUUGUGGUACUGAACGACAUUGAAUCUAUAAAAAAGUUCUCUGUGGAUAACCAAGUACUCGACCGACCAGAAAUUAUGAAUUUUGGUUGCGGCAGCUACAAAGGUGUGUUGAUCAUGAAUGGCAAAGUGUGGAGGGAUAACAGAAACUUUUGCAUGUGGACGCUACGAGACCUCGGCUUUGGAAAGUCGACGGUGGAAGACAAAUUGGCGAUUGAGUUUCGUAUGUUAGAGGAAGAAAUUGAGAAAACCGAAGGGAAGCCAGUAUACCUUGGAUUACAGUUCAUGGAGUGCGCUGCAAACCAGCUCGCAUCCUUCUUCAUGCCAAGAAUACAAAGUGACAAGCGUGCGCGCGAUGAACUGAACGCUACAUUGGCACGGGUGUUCGUGCUUUUGCAAACAAUGCACCACUACCACUUCUGGCCUCGCGUCUGCCAAGCCAUCGCAUCGUUCUUACCUUUUACAAAGAUCUUCAAGAUGAAGGACGCAAUCAAGAACUUCGACAAUUUUAUCAUAAAUGAAAUCAGCAACCACGUGCAAGGCAGCGGGCGAAAAAGUUUCAUACAAACAUACAAAGACAAGGUCAACGAAUCUGCGGAAAACCAAGACUAUACUUACAAGAACCACUACUUGGUGGGCCACAUAAAGAUGUUUCUCAUAGGAGGCAUCGACGGCCCAAGCAUAUCGAUGCAGAUGCACAUGGUGAUGUUCGCUGCUCGCCCAAAUGAUCUCCAGCUGCGAGUGCAGCGGGAAAUUGACACCGUUAUAGGCCACCGAAGAUUGCCUACUUGGGAAGACCGAAAACUCAUGCCUUUUACAAUGGCAUGUGUCUGGGAGCUCGAAAGGUGGAAAAGAACGGAACCGUUUGGUCUACCUAGAGGUACUGAAAAAGAUAUUAUCGUGGAUAACAUUAUGAUUCCUGGAGGCUCGGUUGUAUUAUUUAACCUAUGGGCUGUCAAUCGAGACCCUUCGCUUUGGAGAAACCCACAUCACUACGACCCCACUCGCUUCCUUUGUGAGGAUGGCUCCUUGAUGAGAGAAAAGCCUGCUUAUCACGUCGGCUUCUCCUUUGGAAAACGAUCAUGUCCGGGAGAGCCGUUCGCUUUGAUGCAAAUAUUUUUGAUGGUAGCCAACAUGCUUCAGAGGUAUAAGGUCGAGCUUGGUGAACCACUCGCCUGCGAUCUCGAUGACCCCGCAAUCGACCUUGGCGUGCUGAAAAGGACAAGGCUGCGCUUCGAGCGUCGCUUCAAGAAUACGAUCACAUGAAUUGGAGUACACCAAUAAAACAUCAUUUCUCAUUCGCACCA
This is a messenger RNA of Rhipicephalus microplus (southern cattle tick), 1852 nucleotides long. Its product is annotated as cytochrome P450 2C28. The record is from RefSeq and is a predicted model, not a curated record. Lineage: Eukaryota; Metazoa; Arthropoda; Arachnida; Ixodida; Ixodidae. Gene Ontology annotation, molecular function: iron ion binding; oxidoreductase activity, acting on paired donors, with incorporation or reduction of molecular oxygen, reduced flavin or flavoprotein as one donor, and incorporation of one atom of oxygen; heme binding. Gene Ontology annotation, biological process: xenobiotic metabolic process. Gene Ontology annotation, cellular component: intracellular membrane-bounded organelle; cytoplasm.